GCGGAGUAGGUGACGUUGACUAGUGUUUAGACAGUAUCUGCUACUUUUACUUUCACUGAUUCUCUUUGUGGUUAAGACUCGCGACUUCUAUUCGGAUACAAAAGUAUACUCACAACCAACUAAGAACUACAGCACAAAAAUGGUGGAAGCUGCAAUGGGGAAGAUUAUUGUGAUGAUGGUUGCGAUAAUGGGAGUGAUAGAGAGCAUUCCCAUGCCCACAUCUAUGGAUCAAAGUUUUCCGGAACCCCACACCACCACCCCCACCCACGCCCGCCACGGCCACCUCCUGCACGGGAUGUUGGGUGACCUGGAGUCAUAUGUGUUUGAUGAUGUGGUAGAGUUCUUGUUCCAGCAGUUGGGAGACGAGCUGCCCCAAGCUAGGAGCGGCCACAAUAAACCACACCAUUACGAAGGAGGAGACUACUAUCCCCUGCCGUCAGAAUACUUCAAGCGCAGGGACACGGACCAGUCUUGUAUAGCCAUCACGGGAUAUAUAGACAGCAACAUCAUUUGCCUAAACAUCUUCACUGCUCUGUCCGUCGCUGGUCUGGCUCUACUAUUGCAGUUCCUCUUCUAUGCGUGUGUGUCUAACCUCUGUCCAGAGGUUAUAAGUCAAAUAACUAUAAACAGUAAUGGUACGAGUGGUACAAGCGGCAGUGGUAACGUACCUAACAUCAGUAAUGUCAUCACUAUCGACACUUCUAACGAUGUUUCAGUGGAGCAGAAUGAUUAUUUUGACAUUUCUUUUCCUCCUUUUCGUUCUAGGAACAGGGAUGCUUUAGUGCAAGAAAAUGGGGAAAGGAGUGACGUGAAAGUGGAUGCGAAUCUAGGUGAGGAUGACAACAGCAAAGAUGAUCUCCGUGCUAGAGAAGUUAGGAAGAAUGAACAAAGUAAAAUAGGUAACAGUAGAUUUAAGGUGACUAUAAAUGGUGUAGAGCAAGAAGAUGAGAAUGGGGACAGAGCAUACAAGUAUGAACGAAGAGGAGUAUUGCGGAAACAAACGCAGGAACAGAAUAAGGAAGAAACAAAUAUGAAAACACCAGAACAGGAUGAUGUGCAGAAACUUAAAGACAAGGAAGGAGGAAGGAGCUUCACUAUGCACAUCUCGCAUGACAGUUUCAUAGGAAGACUCUUGUCAUGGGGUAACUGGGGCCUCUCCUUGCCUUCCCUGCGAUACAACACAAACAUCUGUCCCAUGCUAGCUCGCUAUGUUCAACGCUAGGAGAACUCUAUCUAUGGAGCUUUAAACACAAGAACACAUAUUUGUAAGCAUAUCAUAAAUAACUGUAGCUUUACGAUGCCAGGCAUUGAUUGCUGCACGACAACAAGAGCAAUACCAGUCAGCAUGAGCAGGUGCACUCAUCAACACCAUCACCGUCUUUGUUCUUGUACAUAUGACAGCACUUUUAACGCAAUCACAAUCCCUGCAACACCAUCACUUCAUGUAUAAGCAACACCUGAGUCUAUGGACUUGUUCGACAACUACUUCCAAUAGAUAAUAAUACAACAAACUCUACUAACAAAAGUGUAUGCAUACGUAUGUGUAUAUGUCAUUAUUCAAUGACCUUAUUAAUGUAUUACCUUUCAUAGUUAAUGUUCGCAUUUAUUUGUAUUUAUAAAUAGAUAUAAACAAUAUUAAAAUAAAGAAUUUAUUUACCUA
This is a messenger RNA of Portunus trituberculatus (swimming crab), 1660 nucleotides long. RefSeq lists its product as uncharacterized. The record is from RefSeq and is a predicted model, not a curated record. NCBI's taxonomy places the organism in Eukaryota, Metazoa, Arthropoda, Malacostraca, Decapoda, Portunidae. Bases 140 to 1222 code for a protein of 360 amino acids. The transcript has 3 exons.